This is a messenger RNA of Empidonax traillii (willow flycatcher), 2801 nucleotides long. It is a transcript of the gene SCYL3, whose product is annotated as SCY1 like pseudokinase 3. Gene Ontology annotation, molecular function: protein kinase activity; ATP binding. Bases 164 to 2413 code for a protein of 749 amino acids. The record is from RefSeq and is a predicted model, not a curated record. NCBI's taxonomy places the organism in Eukaryota, Metazoa, Chordata, Aves, Passeriformes, Tyrannidae. Gene Ontology annotation, biological process: protein phosphorylation. The transcript is spliced from 14 exons.
GGGCGGAGCGGCCGCGGCCCGGCGGUACCGGCACCGCGGGCCGGCCCGGCAGAAAAUGCUCUGAAGGUGAACUGAACAGCGCCCACUGGAACCGAAUCUGUCUGACAAAGGUCCUCCUUCCCCCAAAGGCCUGUUGGUGGCCAGGAGGGACCCUGUGCAAGGGAUGGGCUCGGAGAACAGCGCUCUGAAGAGCUACAGUCUGGAGGAGCCGCCGUUCACGCUGCCCACGGGACACACGGUGUACCCGGCCGUGCUCCAGGAUGGCAGACGUGCCUCCGUGUUCGUGUACAAGCGGGAGAACGAAGAUAAGGUUAAUAAAGCUGCCAAGCACCUGAAAACCUUGCGCCAUCCUUGCCUUCUGCGCUUCCUCUCUUGCACUGUGGAAGCAAAUGGGAUCCACCUGGUUACGGAGCGGGUGAAGCCUCUGGAGCUGGUCCUGGAGACACUUUCCUCUGCCGAGAUCUGCGCAGGGAUCUACGACGUGCUGCUGGCACUCAUCUUCCUCCAUGACAGGGGAAACCUGACACAUAACAAUGUCUGUUUAUCAUCCGUGUUUGUGAGUGAGGAUGGGCACUGGAAGCUGGGAGGAAUGGAAACAGUUUGUAACUUCAGUGAAGCCACCCCAGAGUUCCUCUGUCAGGUCAGGUCCGUGCGAGACCAGUCGUGCAUCCCUGGCGAGGAGAUGUCUGCAGAUUUCAAGAUCCUGCCCAGCAGCUACGGGCACGCGAGGGAUGCCUAUGCCUUUGGAACAACAGUUGAAAAUCUCCUGACAGUCCUCAAUGACCAGGUUUCAGCAGAUAUCCUCUCCAGCUUCCAGCAAACCUUGCACUGCACACUGCUCAACCCAGACCCAAAGUGUCGUCCACCCCUGUCCAGCUUAUUGUCUCACGAGUUCUUCAGGAAUGAUUUUCUGGAAGUUGUGAAUUUUCUGAAGACCUUAACACUGAAGUCUGAGGAGGAAAAAACCGAAUUUUUCAAAUUCCUGCUGGACCGGGUGGCUGGCUUGUCAGAGGAGCUGAUAGCAUCACGGCUGGUGCCUCUUCUACUCAAUCAGCUCGUGUUUGCAGAACCUGUAGCUGUCAAGAGUUUUCUUCCUCAUCUGCUGGGCCCAAAGAAAGAGCAAACUGGGGAGAGCCAGACCAGCUGCCUGCUGUCCCCAGCCUUGUUCCAGGCCCACGUCAUCCCUGUGCUGCUGAAGCUGUUUGAGGUUCACGAGGAGCACGUCCGGAUGGUGCUGCUGUCCCACAUCCACGCCUACGCCGAGCUCUUCUCCCGGGAGGAGUUGAAAAACAUCAUAUUGCCACAGGUGUUGCUGGGCCUUCGAGACACCAGCGACUCCAUCGUGGCCAUAACGCUGCACAGCCUGGCAGUGCUCGUGUCCCUGCUCGGGCCUGAAGUGGUUGUAGGUGGAGAAAGAACCAAGAUUUUCAAAAGCUCUGCACCAAGUUUCAUGAAAACUGCUGAUCUCUCCCCAGAAGGUUCCCCCCGUCACAUUGUGAGCAAUCAGAGAAAUCAAACCUCCCGGCCCUUGAAGAGCAGUUCCAGCUCGUUCCCCAUCUCUGGAAAUGUACCUGCCAAGAAGCUUUCUGGGCGACAAGACAAUCCCCUGGCUUUAAAGACAGGUGAGCAAGGCCCUCAGCCCUCCCUGAAUGGAAUCCCUGGAAGCAUGGCUACACUGAAUAGCAGGAGCUCUCUGACUACCUCUGAAAAGCCAGCAGAGGAGUGGCCAGACUGGAGUGAGCCAGAGGAGACAGACACUGAGAAAACUGUGAACAUUCAAAUUCAGCCCCGAGAGCUGCAGGGCAGUGUGGAACCUUAUUUUGCUGAUCAUGAUGUAGAUGAGAAGCCCUGGGAUGACUUUGAGCCCAGGAGCCCCAGUCCUAAACUGCCCUCAGGGAACUGCCUCACUGUGACACAAGCUGAUGCAGCUGGAAGGCCUCUGCCAGGUACCCAUCGACUGAGCAAGGAAUUCAAAAGCCUCGGACUGAGUCCCCCCACAAAGUCCUGCCCUGGAAACAGCUGGAGCAAUGACAAGUGGGACCACCAGGACCAACUGGAACAAACUGUGCUGCCAAAACCAACCUUUCAGGAGAGGUUGAAGUCUUCAUCAGAGAAUGGCCUGGGAGAAGAGUUCACAAUAAAAGUGAAGAAGAAACCCGUGCCAGACCCUGAGCUGGACUGGUUUGCUGACAUGAUCCCAGACAUUAAACCUUCUUCUGCUGUCCUCAUUUUACCCGAGGCCGGGACAGAAGCAGCUGAUCCCACUCCCUCGGGGGGCGUGUCCAGCAGAGAUGGUGCCUCCCAGAAUGUGCUGUUUUCAUCCAAAUUUGCAGCAGCUGAUGCCAUUGAGGCUGAAGCUACAGGCUGGGGCGAAGAAGAGGAGUUGAACUGGGAAGAUGAUACAAACUGGUAAUGGGACGGAAGGAGACCAAGGCGAUCUGUGGUGUGUUGGACCCUGUGCGAGGAGUCGCUGCUUCCCCAGUCCAAAGGAUAAGUACCUCAGUGCUGCUUUUGCCAGAAGGCAGGCACUGGCUGCACAGCCAGAGAGAUCCCAGGGGACCUGAGCUCCUGCCACGGCUGCUCCUCCCCAGUCUGUGCCAAAUCCUGCAGGGGUGAGGCCUGCACUCGAGCAAUAUGCCCAGCUGUGGUGGUGCCGCUGCUCCCGGAGACAGGAACGGCGGGAUGGUGGUGAAGGGUGGGAUGGGGCUGACGUGCUACUGGAGGCCAAAAGUGGUGUAAGAGAUUGUUCCAGAACUCAUCCCUGCCCUGACAAACUGCUGACAAUAAAUGACAGUCACACU